UAAUCGGGUACAGUGCACAAGCGUAACUACUCCCCAUUCCUCACAACUAUUCCUUCACAAGGCUGUAAUUACGCGUAAUUUGUGUCGUCCUAUUGUUAUUUCUAUGUAUUUAGUUAAUUAGUAUUUGUAAAGCACAUCGAAUUGAUUUAAUUGAAACAUUAUGUCUUAUCAAGGAUCCUACCUAACCGUAGCUGUAGCUACAGUCGGAGUUGCAUAUUGUACUUACCAACUCUACAAAUACACUCGAAAAUCUAAAUUGCCUGCAGAAUGGAAAGAAGUGGGGACACUUAAAGAACUUCUCAUUUAUCCAAUCAAAUCUGUCGGUCCUGUGCUAUUGAAUAGUGCCGAGUGUACGCUUCUAGGUUUAAAGGAUGGUUGGUUGCGAGAUCGAGUUUUAAUGGUAGUAGAUGACAAAAAUAAUUUUAUAACUGGCCGAGUUUACCCAAAUCUUCUAUUAGUGCAGCCUACAAUACGAAAUUCCAUCCUUACACUGAAACACAGCGGUAUGGAACACAUCAAUAUUGAUCUGGCAAAGGUACUAUUUUUUGGCAUCUCAAAAAGCCGAGCCGCUCGAGUUUGGGGAGUGACAGUGCCAGUACUUGACUGUGGAAUAGAAGCAAGUGACUGGUUCUGUAGGUUGCUGAACAAAACUGAUGUCAAAUUUAAGCUUGUACUACUAUACGCCUCGCAGAAAUGUCGGCAGUUGAAAAAUCCCAGCAAACACUUUAGUUUUACAAAGAAUGAUACGGGAGCAUUCCCAGAUGAAGUAUCAUUCAGUAUGAUGAACGAGGCCUCAGUGGACGACCUCAACACAAGAUUACAAGAUAAAGUGACCCCACGCCAUUUCAGGGCUAAUUUCCUACUCUCCGGUGCUAAGCCAUACGAAGAAGACAACUGGAAAUUUAUCAAAAUUGGCGAAAACAUUUUUGAAAUUAUCAAACCAUGUUUCAGGUGUAUUUUGACUACAAUAUCUCCAGAAACUGGUGUUCGCCAUUCGAAAAUGGAGCCGUUGCAAACGUUGAAAAACUACCGUCAAAACGACGACCCUGCGAUACGACGAUCGGAGGGCAACGCGCCUUGUUUGGGAAUGCAGAUGGCGCUACGAUCACCGCCUGGUGGAAUGAUAACACUCAACGACCGAAUUUAUGCAGCCUAAUUAAUUAAUAUAAUAUAUUAGGAAUAAGAUUUUUAUCAUUUUAAUAAAUUAAAAUCACGACAAUAACAACUACCUACCUAAACUUUC
Messenger RNA from Maniola jurtina (meadow brown), 1243 nucleotides. Its product is annotated as mitochondrial amidoxime reducing component 2-like. Lineage: Eukaryota; Metazoa; Arthropoda; Insecta; Lepidoptera; Nymphalidae. The record is from RefSeq and is a predicted model, not a curated record. Gene Ontology annotation, molecular function: pyridoxal phosphate binding; catalytic activity; molybdenum ion binding.